Chelonus insularis is the source of this 1682-nucleotide messenger RNA. Its product is annotated as vesicular glutamate transporter 2.2-like. NCBI's taxonomy places the organism in Eukaryota, Metazoa, Arthropoda, Insecta, Hymenoptera, Braconidae. The transcript is spliced from 7 exons. Gene Ontology annotation, biological process: transmembrane transport; monoatomic anion transport. The record is from RefSeq and is a predicted model, not a curated record. Gene Ontology annotation, molecular function: transmembrane transporter activity. Gene Ontology annotation, cellular component: membrane. The coding region runs from base 151 to 1572 and encodes 473 amino acids.
CAGAAAAAAACCAAAAGAUGACGAAGUAACGAAUUUCAGUGAAUAGAAAGUUGAUCGUUGGAGACCCAUUUUUUAAAUUGUAAUUUUACGUUAUUAUUUAUUACUUUGUAGUUAAUAGAAGAAUAUUUUUCUUCAACAACACAUUACAAUAUGCAAAGUCCUCCUACAAUAGAUCCAGAUGUGCGUGAUGAUCCAGUGGGAUGGAGAUUUUGGAGAAAACGUCGAUACGUUGUGGCUAUAUUGGUUUAUGUCGGAUAUGUAGUUACAUACAGUCUUCGAGUGAAUUUAAGCGUUGCAAUUGUUGCAAUGACUUCUGACACAUCAGAGACAAAAGCAGAAUUUCAUUGGGACUCAAAACUUCAAGGCAUCGUACUGAGUUCUUUUUUCUAUGGGUAUGCUAGUACUCAGCUUCUCGGUGGAUGGCUGAGUUCUCGAAUAGGUGGAAAGAGAGUAUUUGGUAUUGGAAUAGGUGUAACUGCACUUUUGACUGUUAUAUCACCACCAUUAGUCAGGAUGAACGUCUAUGUAUUCAUUGGAUUACGAAUUAUUGAAGGAAUUUGUGAAGGAAUAACAAUGCCAUGCUCUCAUGCUAUUUGGUCGAAGUGGGCUCCACCACUAGAAAGAUCGAAGUUGGUAUCAUCAUCUUUUGCUGGAAGCUUUGUUGGAACUGUAGUUGCUAUGCCUUCUUGUGCCAUUAUGGCUAAUAAACUUGGAUGGUCAUCUAAUUUUUAUGUUUUCGGCAUGUUAGGAUUAGUAUGGUUUGUGUUGUGGUGGAUCUAUGUCACAGACGAUCCUGCAGAUGAUCCUAGAAUAUCUGAAUCGGAAUUAAAGUAUUUACAGCACACUCUUGGAAAAAGUGAAAAGAAGACCAUUUCUCAACCUUGGAAAGCAAUGUUUACAUCUUCAGCAGUCUGGGCCAUCAUAGCAGCCCACUUCAGUGAGUUGUGGGGAUUCUAUACCAUGCUAACUCAGCUGCCAAAAUUCAUGAAAGAUGCUUUAAAUUUCAACUUAAAUGAAGCUGGAUACUUAUCGGCAAUUCCUUACCUAAUACUUGCUUUUGUUCUACCAGUUUCUGGUAUUCUAGGAGAUUAUGUCAUAUCAAAGAAUUUUUCAAGUACAACUAAUGUUCGUAAAAUCGCUACUUGUACUUCUUUUUUAAUCCAAACAGUGUUCAUAACAAUGACUGCGUUUGCUGAAUCAGCCACAGUUGCAGUGGUUGGUUUGUGUUUAGCCAUAGGUCUUGGGGGAUUUGCAAUGUCUGGAUUUGGAGUCAAUCACUUGGAUAUCGCUCCUCCACAUGCAAGUGUUCUUUUGGGAAUAAGCAAUACUAUAGCUACUUUUGGUGGUAUCAUCAGUCCAUUACUUUCUGGUUACAUUGUUCAAAAAGGAACUGCUGCUGAGUGGAGAAUAGUUUUCCUCAUCACUGGAGCAAUUUAUUUAAUUGGAGCAUUGAUUUAUGGCAUUUUUGCUUCCGGGGAAUUGCAAAAAUGGUCUAAAAAUAGUGAUAUUGAAAAAAAUGAGGAUUCACAUACUUACAGUAAUCGUGUAUUAAAUGUAGACGCUCAUAUGUAAUGAACUCGUCAGACACAUUUACAAUCAUGUAUUUAAAUGUAUUCCUUUAAUGGAAGAAAUGAAUAAUGUGAAAAAUGCAAAUGAAGUUCUUUCAAUAAAUUAUUUUUAUA